Anopheles coustani is the source of this 3395-nucleotide messenger RNA. RefSeq names its product biorientation of chromosomes in cell division protein 1-like 1 (gene BOD1). The record is from RefSeq and is a predicted model, not a curated record. Lineage: Eukaryota; Metazoa; Arthropoda; Insecta; Diptera; Culicidae. Bases 39 to 2777 code for a protein of 912 amino acids. The transcript has 3 exons.
GACAACCAGAAACCAAUGUGUGAAAGCUCGAUUUCAUCAUGAUCGACGAUCCGAACUUCAUCGAUGUAAUAGUGCAGGAGCUGAAAUCUCAAGGCCUUUUCGAUCAGUUCCGGAAGGAAUGUUUGGCAGACGUGGACACAAAACCUGCCUAUCAAAACCUACGCCAGCGUGUCGAUGGAACCGUGAAUAAGUUUCUCGCCCAGCAGGAGUGGUCCGAUAACAUCCGUUACAAGAAUCAGCUGCGGGACCAACUGCGUAAAAACAUAAUCGACUCCGGUUUUCUGGACACCGGCGUCGAGCGCAUCGUAGACCAGGUGGUGAAUCCAAAAAUAUCGACCGUGUUUCAGCCAAAGGUGGAGGAAAUCGUGUACAACUACCUCGGAAUCGAAAAACCCAAAUCUUCGUCGGUGAAUGGCAAUGAAUCUAAACCGGAACUACUGCUGGAAGACCUCGAGGCCGUCAGUCCGGAUUCGGAUAAAAAAUCGGAAGCUAGUGUCACUUCACCGCUGCCUCCUCAGCCUACGGAAAACACCGAGGAGGAUAUGGAAAUCGAUGAAGAGCUAGAUGAAUCGAAGGAACAAGAUGACUUCGAAUCGCCGGCCUUUGAACCGCUCGAGGUGCGAUCACCGAGCAAGACCAAGGAGGAAAUCAACGACUCCAAUUCCUCUGCCAUCAGUGGACUGACUUCGCAAGAGUCUGUUGAAAGUGACGACAAAGAGGAGGAACCACCGGCCGAAAAGCCACCCACCGAUUCGAGUAAUGCCCCACCGGUUGAAGAACUGGAAAAUCCCACGACAAAGGAUUCGGAUUUCAGCCAAGAAAUUGCACCGAACAAUGAUUCUCAACUUUCGCAAGUGUCCAGCAACAGUCAGCUACUAACAACGACGACGACGGUGCCUUCGACUGAGGAAGAGCCUCAGCCGCCUCAGGAAAAUGAGCGCUUGGAUAUCACCGAGGAAGCACAAAUGCCAACACUGUUCACCAACUCAGCAGACAAACCCUCGGAGCCGACAGAGGGUGAAGGGGAUGAUGCCGAAGAUGGGGCCAAGAAGAAGACGUUCAAUUUUGAUAAAGAUGAGUACGAUUUCGUUGGAACUGGCCGUUCCACGGUGAUAGUGCGAGAUCAUGAGAGCAGUCCGGUGAACUUAAACAUUCAUAAAGAAAACGACGAGGAAGAUACGCCUACGAAAACAUCUACCGAAACUCCAACAGAAGCACCUACCAAAGAUGCACAAGUGCCAAGCUUCUCCACGCAGGAAGACACUACAUCGCAGUCGGAACAUUCGUUGAAAAUUUGUGAGGACACAUUUAGUGAUGACGACACUAAGGAAGAAUCCCAAUCGGCUGACGUCCACCACGACGCUGUACCGCGGAGUCCAAUCAAGGAAAAAGAGCUUUCCGACGCUAGCAGUUUCAGUUUUAAAAGUGAACCGGAAAGCAAGAGUAAACCCGCAAGUCCUAAGGAGCCAUCGAAUGGGUUAGCUCCAAGGAAAUCCAUCGAAUGCGAGCAAAUCAAUGAAGAACAAGAUGAAGCGAAGGAGGAGGGAAAUAAGAAAAUUGAAGAACCAGAAGAUCCCAAAAAGACACCAAAUUCAAAUGCGGAAGAUGACCACUAUGAGGAGCAUUUAAAACAACAAGUAAAACGUCGCGCUAGCGAUCGCGAUUCCGAUGACAGCAACGAUAAAUCUGCACCGUCCGGACCACCACCUCCAUCUGGAGAGAGCAAACCGACCGAGGAAACUGCCGUGUCAACACAAGAACCCCCAGACAAUUCGACGGAGCAGGACAAACCAACAAAUUCCGGUGCUGCGGAUUCCAUGGAAUCGUCCGAAGGACUACGUAACUUUGGUCGAACACAAGGCUCCGUAACACCCUCACGGGUAGAUUCGUCCUCCUCGGGCAUCCAAUCAGGUGAUGACUCGGAAAAAAGUCCCGAGUCGUUGAAAACGUACGCAAAGUCCGAAUCGAUCGUGCUUCCCGUGCAACCGGUCGUAAUCGAUCAGAUGCUAACGAUCGUCGAGGACUCACAGCUGGAGCGACUACUGAACGGCGAUACGCCAACAAACGACGCCACACUAGAAUCACUGCAACGCAAGUGGCAGUCGGCCGAUGGCAGGGUACGCAAGCCAAAGUUUGCUUCCAACUUUUCCGAAGCAAGACGCCUGAUGAAGGUACGGAAGCAGAUGCAACGCGAGGAACAAAAAUGCCGCGAGCAGGCGCUUGCCAUGGCGAAGAAAUACAUCACCGAGAACAAGGUGAUCGGUGCGCAGAUGGCCGAGGAUCAGGGUAUUGAGCUGGAGUUCGUUUGCGAUGGCAAACGGAAGUCGCCGGGACCGCUAAUCUCAUCGCCUGUACCAAAAGCCGAACCGGUGCAACCGAACGAAUCCGACCCAGAUCUGCUGUAUUUCCCCGAGGAAGGGGAAGUGUUCCCGGUUAACGAAGCGCACCUGAACUUUUUGCGAACGCAAACGAACGGCCUUACCUUUGGACGGAACUUUAAGUUGGAGCAUUACCGUAGUGAAAUUUGUACUCUGUCGCCUGAGGUGGCCCAACCGGCCAAAAAGGCUACCAAGCGCAGCGCAAGCAAGAAAGUCGCCGGUCCGAAGGCGAAGCGAACGAGCAGUACAAUAAAUGGCGUCGCAAAGGAGUUGGAUGUGGGUGCGGAUAACCAGCGUGUGGCCUCGCUUGCCCUCCGCAGACAACGAUCGAUCAGGACGAAUGCUUCUCACCAGCUGCAAGAGAAAAAUACACCACCCUCCGUUGGGACGGAUGCGUGAAAUGGGUAAUGGGUGAGCGAUUUUCUUGCAAAGCCAGAGCAGGGUUUAUACAUGCCACUAAAAUCUUUAGCAAAGACCAGUUAAGUGAUAGUCACACGGUGUGGAUAAGUAUUUUUUUAGAUGUUUGUUAGUUGAUAAAUAUGUUCAGAUGAAUGAGUGGAUUAUAUUAAAAGGUUGGUUCUUAAAUACAAACCAACGACAGGAAUUGGUUACAGAACAAAAAAAAAUGGUCGCGUUACAGUUAUGUCAGUUUUACUAUUAACACUUGAGAAAUUUCAUUCCACCCUUCAACUUUCCGUGGCUUUCUAAAAUUUCGAUGAAUCCAUAAAUAAGAGUAUGGUAUUUUAGAAUGUAUAUUUGUUUAUUUUUCUUCACAUACCACAAGAUAAGCACAAAAAAACAUCAUUUUACGAACAUGCCUAACCUAGGACGCUGACAGACUUCCUUUAUUUUCUUAUCUUUCUAUGAUUGCUAUUCGUUUAACUGCCCUCGGACGGCAUUAAUCUUACUGAAGCGUUCUCACAUAUUUUUUUCCAUAUCUUAUUUUGAUUGCAUACAUCCUUGCAACAGUUUAUUUAGCGAAAGAAUCCACAUUCUUCCCUUCUUCACUCUGCAACU